AGUUCAACGGACUAGUCUGGGAUAGUCGACAGUUCCGCACCGAUGUCUCUCUUCUCCGGAGUAAAACACAUUAAUAUCAAAGCUUUAGUCCGUUGCAACCGAUCUACUUUCACUGCACAUCGCUCAAGGUGGUUUUCCCUGUUCCCUGGCCGUGCUCAAGGAACCCAUAUACCAAAAGGACAACCGUUUUAUGAACUCAAGAAGCCCAGCAUCUUAAUCAAGUUCACCUGGACACUUCUCAUAGCUGAUGCGGUCUGCACACUAGCAAUGUGUGAGCUUUCCUGGAACUAUUUCACGCGUCCUGUGGAACCAUCCGAGCCCGCAAUACCCAAUGACUUCAAUACUAUAGGCAAUAAGCCACAGUACGAACUCCGCCCGACAUACCAGCGUGCUGGUCUAGUUUUUAUGCAUCUCGCGUUUGGAGGUUGGGUGGCAUUUAUGGUUGGCAUGAAAAGUGGAAUGAAUGUAAAGAGGAUCUGGCUGACCCCACCACGUUCACAAGGCGGUUUGACUACGUCAACCCGAAAAGCAAUCGGGCAUCCAAAGGUUGCGACUUUUGAAGGCUUUGGUAGUUUUGGUCUACGGGGCGAUGCACUGGACGUGAAAAAUUGCCGCCUAUCCACUGCAGAAUCCGCAAACGAGCUGACAUUGAUUGUCACCACGCCGGGGAAUAGAAAACAGCAACUUUCGAUCGCGACGAAAGGCGUUUAUAUUGACGGCAAGCCUGUUUCACGCGAUGAAGUUUGCACUUCGCUCUCGCAAGUCUUUGGACAUAGACCUGAACCCGCGUCUUGGAUAAGUGGUCCAAUUCUAGACGCACAGAAAUCAUGAUCAAACUCGGGCAGGAUGGAAUCUUGCGAGCCUGCUGUCUGUCAGUUGCAGCUGACAGCUUACAACCUAUAUUCUCUCGACCAGACUGAGGCGAUACAGUUACUGUAGCUUAUUUGUGCACGUCAUUAUACGCGUCCACUAAGAGGUGUGUACGCAAAUAAGCAGACCACUUAUGAAUGCCGUGCCGCGUUACUGGUUAAGCUCAAGAUUCACAUUCACAGCAAGAGGGCUACCUUGGUCUGGGUGUAUUGCCUAAAUGUAUGGACUGCGCAUUAUCU
Molecule: messenger RNA, 1109 nt
Organism: Suillus discolor
Lineage: Eukaryota; Fungi; Basidiomycota; Agaricomycetes; Boletales; Suillaceae
Exons: 3
Coding region: 43-831 (262 amino acids)
Source: RefSeq, a predicted model, not a curated record